Molecule: messenger RNA, 2814 nt
Organism: Oncorhynchus kisutch (coho salmon)
Lineage: Eukaryota; Metazoa; Chordata; Actinopteri; Salmoniformes; Salmonidae
Product: anthrax toxin receptor 1-like
Exons: 18
Coding region: 293-2191 (632 amino acids)
Cellular component (GO): cell surface; plasma membrane
Molecular function (GO): transmembrane signaling receptor activity
Source: RefSeq, a predicted model, not a curated record
GUGUGUGUGUGUGUUGAUUUGAGAGAGUGUUUGACCUGGAACAGCUCUUCCUGAUUCAGUCCAAGCAGCUCCACUCCCCCUCUCCCGGCACAGGACUGCUGCUGUGGAGAUGGGAUGCUGAUCCAGACUGCGAAUAUUUCAUGCCUGGAAUCUUAACUCUGGGUGGAUCACCGCACCGCGAGGCGGUGUGCUGGGGAACACAGGAACUAUCUGAAAGGAGAUUAUUUGGACUAGUUUGGACUUUUUGAAGGUGUUCAUUUUGAUUUUGCAGCUUUCUCCUGAAGCUGGAAUAAUGUCUCUGGGCAGUUGCAGGCAGACUAUGCUUGCAGCAGAGAUCUGCACCCUGAUGGCAAUUCUGGUGGCAGGCACUGCAGGACAGAGCCAGGACGGGAGGGAGGCAGGGUCCUCCUGCUACGGGGGGUUUGACCUUUACUUCGUUUUGGACAAGUCCGGGAGUGUGCAGCACCACUGGAAUGAGAUCUAUUACUUUGUUGAUCACCUGGCUCAUAAAUUCAUAAGCCCUCAGCUGCGGAUGUCCUUCAUUGUAUUUUCUACAGAGGGACGUAUCCUGAUGAAACUAACAGAAGACAGGGAGCAGAUUCGGGCAGGCCUGGAAGAGCUCCGCAUGGUGCAUCCUGGGGGAGACACUUUUAUGCACAAAGGGUUCCAAAGGGCCAGUGAACAAAUCUACUAUGCUGGUGACAGUUUCCGUACGGCCAGUGUCAUCAUUGCCUUGACAGAUGGCGAACUGAGGGAGAAUCAGUUUGAUCUGGCAGAGAGAGAGGCCAGCCGAUCGCGUCAACUGGGCGCCUCAGUCUACUGCGUGGGAGUAAAAGACUUCAAUGAAACCCAGCUUUGGACAAUAGCCGACAGUAAGGACCAUGUCUUCCCUGUGAAUGAUGGCUUUGAGGCACUGCAAGGAGUCAUUGAUUCAAUCCUGAAGAGAUCGUGCAUCGAGAUCUUGGCAGCAGAGCCCUCUAGUAUCUGUGCAGGAGAGUCCUUCCAGGUGGUAGUGAAAGGAAAUGGUUUCUCACAUGCCCGCGAGGUGGGGAAGGUCCUUUGUAGCUUCCGCAUCAACGACACUCUCACUUUGAUGAAAAGACCAUUGGUCGUGAGAGACACCUACCUGCUGUGUCCAGCACCAGUAUUGGAGGAGGAGGGGACGGCAGCUACCCUUCACGUCAGUAUGAACAAUGGCCUGAGUUUCAUAUCUAGUUCUGUCACCAUCACCUCUGUCAGCUGUUCGGACGGGACAUUUUUGGCCAUAGCUCUGCUCAUCCUGCUGCUCCUCCUGACGCUGGCUCUGCUCUGGUGGUUCUGGCCUCUCUGCUGCACAGUGAUCAUCCAUGAGCCUCCACCUCCGGUACUGGAAGACAGCUCAGACGAGGACGAGGACGGGUAUCCCAAGAAGAGGUGGCCCACUGUGGAUGCCUCAUACUACGGUGGCCGAGGUGUGGGUGGCAUCAAGAGAAUGGAGGUCCGCUGGGGCGACAAGGGUUCUACUGAGGAGGGGGCCAAACUAGAGAAAGCCAAGAAUGCCCGUGUCAAGAUGCCAGAGCAGGAGUUUGACAUGGCACCAACACGCACUCUCAACAACGGCAUGCAUAAACCCAUCAGUCCCCAGAAAUGGUACUCCCCUAUAAAGGGCAAGCUGGAUGCUCUGUGGGUAUUCCUGAGGAAAGGCUAUGAUAGGGUAUCUGUGAUGAGACCCCAUCCUGGAGACAAGGGCAGGUGCAUUAGCUUCACCCGGGUGAAAGCCUACCCUGCUCCUCGUUAUCCAGUCUACAACCAGCCCUCCACAGCCAUCUACAGUCUGCCUCACACCUACAGUCACCCUUCCUCACACAGCACCCUCUCCCACAUGCCCCCCUCUCCCACCUCCACUCUACCCGCUCUGCCGUCCACUCCACCCCCUCUCUCCUGCAUCACCCAUCCCCCUUACACCCCCCCUCCAAACCGAGCUCUGCCCCCCACUUCUCUAAGUCCUCCCCCAUCUGUUUCUCCACCCACGCCUCCACCCCUUUGCCCUCCCACCCCUCCCCUCUUUUGCCCUGCCACCCCUCCACCCAUUACCUCCGCAACACCCCCUUCCCCAACUGGCUCUUUGCCCCCACCCCCUCAGGCCCCACCCCCAUGCAGAGCCCCCCCCCCUUCUCGCCCUCCCCCACAUCCGUCUGACCAAUGCCUGUGAGGAAAGAGAAGAGAAGGGCAAAAGCAAGAACGGUUAGUGCUAUCCGGGGUCCAUGGGACUUCCCUACCCUUAAUCCUUACCAUUUUCAAUUUCAACUUCAAUGGGGUGACGUCAGAGUUGGACAUCCCACGGACCCAGAUAGCAAGGACCAUCAAAGAACUGAGCACUUGGAGCAUGGACCCUGAAGGCCCCUGAAUACUGUGCCUUUCUCUCCUUCUCCACCAAUCGAAACCACUAUCAACAGUUGGACAGGCAGGACAGCAAGCUCAACUCUAGUCAUCAGAAAUGCUUUCUACUUUACUCAGAGUAUCAUAGAGAAGCUGAGCAAUUGAUCUGUGAAACAAAGUUCCAUUAGAUUUUUCAUGUGCUCUAUUCCAACUGACCAGGAUCUUGGGCAUCCUUUCAUAUACUGUAGCUAGCUACAGGUAGUGCAAGAUUUUGAGUAUGGCUCACGAGACUAUAGUGAAGAUAAUAUCAAUACUUUACUGCUUUGCAGAAAAAUGCAAUAUUUAGCAGAAGGGAUACACUUACAGUUGAAGUCAGAAGUUUACACACACUUAGGUUGGAGUCAUUAAAAAUAGUUUUUCAACCACUCCGGUUAGUUUUGGCAAGUCGGUUAGGAA